Molecule: messenger RNA, 946 nt
Organism: Gracilinanus agilis (Agile Gracile Mouse Opossum)
Lineage: Eukaryota; Metazoa; Chordata; Mammalia; Didelphimorphia; Didelphidae
Gene: TMED1
Product: transmembrane p24 trafficking protein 1
Exons: 5
Coding region: 1-645 (214 amino acids)
Biological process (GO): Golgi organization; intracellular protein transport; endoplasmic reticulum to Golgi vesicle-mediated transport
Cellular component (GO): endoplasmic reticulum; COPII-coated ER to Golgi transport vesicle; Golgi apparatus
Source: RefSeq, a predicted model, not a curated record
AUGCUCAAGCUGAUUUUGCUUGUCUUCAGAGAUGAUACACCAGGCUGUGGACACUGCUCAGGCUACAGCUUCUUGAGCCCCAGGCCAAAGUUAAGUGAAAGAUGGCUAAGCAGUCCUGAAGGACAGGCCGAGUACCAGGUCAUUGGAGGUGCGGGGUUAGAUGUGGACUUCUCCUUGGAGAGCCCUCGAGGUGUGCUGCUGGUUAGUGAGUACCGCAAGUCCGAUGGGGUGCACACGGUGGAGCCCACAGAGUUGGGAGACUACAAGCUGUGUUUCGACAACUCCUUCAGCACCAUUUCAGAGAAGCUAGUGUUCUUUGAGCUCAUAUUUGACAGUUUACAAGAUGAGGAGGACAGUGAUGGUGAUGGCUGGGCUGAUGUAGUAGAGCCUGAAGAAAUGCUUGACAUUAAGAUUGAAGAUAUCAAGGAGUCCAUUGAGAUGAUGAAGACAAGGCUAGAGCGAAGUAUCCAGGUGCUGACUCUCUUGAGAGCCUUUGAGGCAAGAGACCGCAACCUGCAGGAGGGCAACCUAGAGAGGGUUAAUUUCUGGUCUGCUGUGAAUGUGGGGCUACUGCUGUUAGUAGCUGUGCUGCAAGUGUGCACCCUCAAAGGCCUCUUCCAGGACAAGCGUGCUGUGCGCACAUAGCCCUCUCUGGAGAGGGUAGCUUUGGGAGGGGAUGGGUAGGGAAGGGAGUCUCUCUUGCCCUGGGUUUUUUUAUAGCCCUGGGUUUUGGAACAAAUGUACUUCCUUGGGUGAAACAGUUUAAAACUGACCAAGAAAGGGUCAGGGGAAACCUGGAGUGCUGGUUCCUCCCCUUUGUCAAGAACAUUAUAGUAUAGAGAGGGUCUCCUGAUUUUUUUUCCUGCAUAAAUUCUCACCUUGAAACUGUAAAAGGGGUCUCUCCUAAGCUUCUAGCUUUGAAAGUAAAAGAUCAGUUUCUAACAGA